CACAGGCGCCCGGGCAGGCAUGAAAGGGCUCUUUGACGCUGGGCUGCGGGGACAGAAACACAGACGGCCGGCCAGGCAGGGAGGACACAGGGAGCGUCCCUGAGACGCCCUGACCAAGAUGGCAGCUCCCGCCCUGCUGCUCCUGGCACUGCUGCUGCCCACGGGGGCCUGGCCCGGGCUGCCCAGGAGGCCCUGUGUGAGCUGCUGCCGCCCGGCCUGGCCGCCUGGCCCCUACGCCCGGGCGAGUGACGGGGACCCGUGGUGGGGGCUUCCCCGAGUGCGGCCCACCAUAGACAUCGAAAUCCUCAAAGGUGAGAAGGGCGAGGCCGGGGUCCGAGGGCGUUCCGGCAGGAGCGGGAAGGAGGGGCCGCCGGGCUCCCCGGGCCUGCAGGGCCGCAAAGGCCAGAAGGGGCAGCUGGGGCCACCAGGCGCCCCGUGCCAGCGUGCCUACGCGGCCUUCUCCGUGGGCCGGCGCGAGGGCCUGCACAGCUCCCACGGCUUCCAGGCGGUGCCCUUCGACACGGAGCUGGUGAACCUGGACGGCGCCUUCGACCUGGCCGCGGGCCGCUUCCUCUGCGCGGUGCCCGGCGUCUACUUCCUCAGCCUCAACGUGCACACCUGGAACUCCAAGGAGACCUACCUGCACGUCAUGUGGAACCGGCGGCCCGCGGCCGUGCUGUACGCGCAGCCCAGCGAGCGCAGCCUCAUGCAGGCCCAGAGCCUGCUGCUGCCGCUGGCCGCGGGCGACACCGUCUGGGUGCGCAUGUUCCGGCGUGACCAGGACAACGCCGUCUACGGCGAGCUCGGGGACCUCUACAUCACCUUCAGCGGCCACCUGGUCAAGCCGGCCGCCGAGCCGUAGCCGGGAGAGGGCCCGCGGCUGGGCACGCUGCCCGUGUGCGGUGGAGGCAGCAGAGCUU
This is a messenger RNA of Sapajus apella (tufted capuchin), 920 nucleotides long. RefSeq names its product C1q and TNF related 8 (gene C1QTNF8). The transcript is spliced from 3 exons. The record is from RefSeq and is a predicted model, not a curated record. Gene Ontology annotation, molecular function: protein binding. NCBI's taxonomy places the organism in Eukaryota, Metazoa, Chordata, Mammalia, Primates, Cebidae. Bases 119 to 862 code for a protein of 247 amino acids.